Talaromyces marneffei is the source of this 1554-nucleotide messenger RNA. RefSeq lists its product as uncharacterized. The record is from RefSeq and is a predicted model, not a curated record. Bases 1 to 1554 code for a protein of 517 amino acids. Gene Ontology annotation, cellular component: cytosol. NCBI's taxonomy places the organism in Eukaryota, Fungi, Ascomycota, Eurotiomycetes, Eurotiales, Trichocomaceae. The transcript has a single exon. Gene Ontology annotation, molecular function: NADP binding; phosphogluconate dehydrogenase (decarboxylating) activity. Gene Ontology annotation, biological process: pentose-phosphate shunt; pentose-phosphate shunt, oxidative branch.
AUGACACAUGCAGACCCCAUCCAAGAAUGGAAGGUAAUAGGCGUUGUCGGUGCCGGGAGCAUGGGCUCUAUGAUGGCCUUCGCAUUCUCCGAAUUGGGACUGGAUGUAUCUGUCUGGGACGUCGCGGGGAAGAACAUCGAUAAACUGUUGAGAAAUGUUGAGAAUUCAAAAGAGCAACUCCAGGGAAAGAUUACCGGGUACAAAAAGAUCGAUGAAUUUAUGAGCAGCCUGGAAGGCAAGGCUGAGCGAAAGCUACUCAUCUUUUCCAUCACGCAUGGAGACCCGGCGGAUUCUGUGCUACAUCAGAUCAAGGGAAAAUUGAAAAGUGGUGAUAUUAUUCUAGAUGGUGGGAAUGAGUACUAUCGGCGCACCGAGCGACGCCAGCAUGAACUCAAGCCUCUGGGAGUCAGUUGGAUUGGUAUGGGGGUAUCCGGCGGGUACCAAUCUGCUCGCCGCGGUCCAAGUCUGUCUCCUGGAGGCGACAAACAGGCCGUUGAACAAGUGCUGCCCUUUUUGGAACUCUAUUCCGCCAAAGACAAAAAGACCGGAAAGCCGUGCGUGACCUAUAUUGGACCCCGCGGGUCCGGCCAUUAUGUGAAAAUGUGUCACAAUGGUAUCGAAGGCGGCCUGUUAUCGACCACGUGUGAGGCAUGGGAUAUGAUGCACAAAGGCCUCGGUAUGAGCUUCGAUGAGAUUGGAGAUGUGUUCAAAGAAUGGUCCAGCCACGGCGAAUUGAGAAACACCUUUCUUCUCAAUAUCGGGGUCGACAUUUGCCAUAGAAAGAAAUCCGCACGUGGAGAUGGUAGGGGUGAGGGAGUGGAUCCAGCCGGAGGAUAUGUACUAGACGAUGUUCUUGACAAGGUAGUUCAAGACGACGAUAAUACAGAAGGAACCCCACUAUGGUCAAUCAUGGAGACUGCACUUCGACACGUUUCGAGCCCGAGUUUAGCGACAGCGCAUUACAUGCGUAUUGCUAGUGGGAACAGGAAUCAGCGAGUCCGCGUCGCUAAGAAGCUUGACCUGCCGGCGCCGAAACGAAUGGACGUCCAGGACAAGAAGGAUUUCCUCGAGAAGUUACGCCGCGCUGUGUACGCUUCGUUCCUAUGUUCCUACUGUCAAGGUCUCGAACUCAUCGCGCGAGCCUCUGCCGAUGAGGGUUGGGGCGUCGAUCUUGGAAAAUGCAUUCAGAUCUGGCGGGCGGGCUGCAUCAUACAGUCCGAAGCUAUCGCCGAUAUGUUGCAGCCCAUACUCGCGCAGGAUGUUCAGAUCAUGAACAUCAAGCUGAUCGAUGAGGUGUCGCGAGAUCUUCGCGACAACUUCGAGCCUUUGAAAGAAGUUGUUCUCCGUGGCACUGAAUUCGAUGCGUGUAUGCCUUCGCUGUCCGCGUCGCUAGAGUAUCUAAAGUACGAAGGUAGCACCAAUUUGCCUACACAAUUUAUGGAAGCAGAGAUGGACUACUUCGGAGCCCAUGCAUUCAACAAGCCGUGCAAGCCGGGCGAAGAUCCCGGGCCUGUUAAGAAGGGACCGCAUCAUUACGAGUGGAAGCCAGCAUGA